AUGGCCGCUGCCACGGUGCGGUCGACGUUGCCCCGCUGCCUCCUCCUCCUCCUCCUCCUGUCCACGGCGCUUGCCUCCGCCGCCACCUCGCCGCGGCUCGUGCUCCUGGCGCCGUCCGGCUCGCACACGCCGUGCCUGGACAACCCGCCCGACCUGACGGCCGCGGCCGACGAGGCGGGCGAGCUCGUCCGCGACCUCGGCAGCCUCCCGGCCUACGUCACCGGAUCCCGCAGCUCCACGCGCGCCAUCGUCCUCGCCUCCGACUACUUCGGCUUCCAAGCGCCAAAACUGAGGAAAAUCGCGGAUCAGGUUGCGGAUGAUGGAUACUUGGUCGUGGUUCCUGAUUUGCUGCACGGGGACCCGUUCAGGGAUGAGGCCAAGAUUUCAUUUCAAGAUUGGCUGAAAACCCACUCUCCGGUGGAGGCAGCUGAAAAGACUAAAGUGCUUAUUGCUGCUCUGAAGAAGCAAGGGGUGUCUGAAGCUGGGGUUGGAGGUUAUUGCUGGGGUGCAAAGGUAGCUGUGGAGCUAUCAAAGUCUGAAGAAAUUCAAGUGGUUGUCAUUUCGCACCCUUCACUAGUGACUGUCGAUGACAUGAAGGAGGUCAAGCAUCCCAUUGAGAUUCUCGGAGGAGAGCUUGAUCAAGCUUCUCCACCGCCGAUAGUGCACCAGUUUGAACAGGCCUUGGAUCAGAACAACAAGAUUGACCACUUCGUGAAGAUCUUCCCGGGAGUAGCCCACGGUUUCGCUUGCAGAUACAACGCCAGCGACGCGUUCGCCGUCAAAACUGCCGAAAAAGCUCGUGCAGACAUGCUCAGCUGGUUCAACAAGUAUCUGAAGAAGCACCAAGAGCUUUCGCUCCACGAAUCUUAG
Molecule: messenger RNA, 870 nt
Organism: Triticum turgidum subsp. durum (durum wheat)
Lineage: Eukaryota; Viridiplantae; Streptophyta; Magnoliopsida; Poales; Poaceae
Source: the annotation of a GenBank genome assembly